GAAGCUUUUAACAAUGUCCGGACGUGGAAAGACUGGUGGAGGAAAAGUCAGGGCCAAGGCGAAGACCCGCUCAUCUCGUGCUGGGCUUCAGUUUCCUGUUGGUCGUGUGCAUAGGCUGCUCAGGAAAGGUAACUAUGCUCAACGGGUUGGUGCCGGCGCCCCUGUCUAUUUGGCGGCGGUGUUGGAAUACCUGACCGCUGAGAUCCUGGAGUUGGCUGGAAACGCUGCUCGCGAUAAUAAGAAAACUAGGAUCAUCCCCCGUCACCUUCAGCUGGCUGUUCGCAAUGACGAGGAGCUGAAUAAGCUGCUCGGUGGAGUAACCAUCGCCCAGGGCGGCGUGUUGCCUAACAUCCAGGCCGUUCUCCUGCCCAAGAAAACCGAGAAGGCUGUUAAGGGCAAGUAAAGUCAAUAACAGACAACAACCUCAACGGCUCUUUUAAGAGCCACCCACUGUUUCCUGAGGAGCUGAUUCCUAACUGUAUUUAAGUCUGAACACACGCAAUAAUACUCACACACACAGGUUUUAUCAGUAAUGUGGUCCAUAACAAUCUAGACUAAAAUACCAGUUAACAAGUUUACUAUGUAAUUGUGAUUAUUCUAAACAUUAUAUUCUGUAAUUAAAGGAAUGUAAUUUUUUACCAAACCAAAAUAAGGAUCACUGUAUGUUAAACAACAUAAAUUGGCUGCAGAAACAACGCUUGUGAAGUGUUACAACGAUGAAAGGC
Toxotes jaculatrix (banded archerfish) is the source of this 725-nucleotide messenger RNA. RefSeq names its product histone H2A-like. The coding region runs from base 14 to 403 and encodes 129 amino acids. Gene Ontology annotation, molecular function: DNA binding; protein heterodimerization activity; structural constituent of chromatin. The record is from RefSeq and is a predicted model, not a curated record. Gene Ontology annotation, cellular component: nucleosome. The transcript has a single exon. Lineage: Eukaryota; Metazoa; Chordata; Actinopteri; Toxotidae.